This is a messenger RNA of Xiphias gladius (swordfish), 6202 nucleotides long. RefSeq names its product transmembrane protein 102 (gene tmem102). Lineage: Eukaryota; Metazoa; Chordata; Actinopteri; Istiophoriformes; Xiphiidae. The transcript is spliced from 6 exons. The coding region runs from base 400 to 1947 and encodes 515 amino acids. The record is from RefSeq and is a predicted model, not a curated record.
UGAUACAAGGACACCACUGCUGUUGGAAUUACAAAGGACUGCCUACUUGCUCAUGCAUCAAAACACUGGCUGUGCAGUCGUGAAACCGCCCUGUCCUGCUACUACUAAACCCUAGUCUUUGCGAGGACACGGGUACAAUUUUAAUGAUAAACCUGACCUCACCAGUCCGUUUGUAGUUCUGUAGUGUGGGACCUGCGUGCAACACAUACUACUAAUCCCUGGAUCCUCUGAGUAGGACCAUGAUAUCUAGGACGGUGUUGCCAGGGGGAAGGUGGCGCCUGGGACCUGUUGGAAAUGACAGCUGAAGAAGGCGGAUUAAAAAACAGGGAUCUCAAUAGCAGUAAACGUAGAAGAUAGCGAAGAAACUCCCUCGCAUCACUGUGUAAAGGGGUUGUAGAGAUGGAGUCCCUGAUGAGUGCGGUGGCACCACGCUCCCCAGCCCCCGCCAAGAAGCUGUCAGAGGUGGAUUUCCGUUCGGGGGCCACCCUGGAGCAGCUGUCGGCACAGGUGUCUGAGCUGGUACUGCUGGAGCAGGGGGAGUUUGGAGACCAGACUGCCUUAGAGGUCCACACAGCUAAGGACUUUAUCUUUAACAUGCUAGGCUUAGUCCAGAAGGUGGACCAGCGCCUCCCGGUGGCCAACGAGUACCUGCUGCUGUCAGGCGGGGCUCGGGAGGGGGUCUUGGACCUCAACCCUGAGGACCUGGGGGACUAUGCCAAAGGGGCCGAUUUUGACCUGGACUUCACCCUGCUGGUGCCCGCCCUGAAGCUCCAUGAUCGCAACCAGCCCGUCACCCUGGACAUGCGACAUUCCCCACCCUGCCACUCAUGGCUCAGCCUCCGCCUCUGCGACUCAAGCAUCCUGUCCCGAUGGAGCAUAUGCUGCCAGGAGGAGAAUGGACCUCCCACUGAGGAAGAUGAGGAGGAAGAGGGGGAAAUGGGUAAAGGCUCCAUCCCCUCCCUGGGCUCUCCGCAGUCUUUGGAUGGAUGCUACUUCUCUCCCACUCUGGUGACAGACUGGUUCUGGGGGGUGGUGAGCGAGGCUGUAGAGGAGCUGAGGCGUAGCCCCCAGAGAGGCAUCCCCAUCCCAGACCGACUUGAGAGAAAUGGACCCCUCACUACCAUCAUCCUCCAGGCUGGCUCUAGCCGGGUGUUGUACGACCUGCUGCCUGUGGUGUCGUUCCGGGGCUGGCCUGCUGUGGCCCAAGGAUGGCUGACUGCCAACCACUUCUGGGAUGGUAAAAUCACAGAGGAGGAGGCCAUAUCUGGCUUCUAUCUGCUGCCCUGCUGCUCCCCACUGGGUGGGCGGCCCGACAGGGAAUGGAGGCUGGCAUUCUCACGCAGCGAGGUUCAGUUGAAGAAGUGCAUCCCCUUCCCUAUGGCCCAGGCUUUCCAAGCAGCCAAAGCAGUACUGUCUCGUAUCCUGGCUCGUCCUCGUACAGGUCUCAGCCUCUAUCACCUACGAACCCUUCUCUUCUGGGCCUGUGACCGACUUCCUGCUGCCUACCUGUCCUGCCCCGACGCCGACACCCCUGGUCGCCUCCUCCUGGGUCUCCUGGAUGACCUGGCUCAUUGCAUCCUAGGUAAAAACUGCCCAAACUACUUCUUGCCCCAGUGCAACAUGCUGGAGCACCUGACUGACAGCCAGGCGCUGUUGGUCGCCAGGAAACUUGCCCAUGUGCGCUCAGAUCCCAGCGAGCACCUCCGGGCGGCUCUGGACCAAGCCCAGCAGGCAGGCCAGCUGAAGAAGGAGCUAACAGCUAGCACCAAUGGCCACAGCUCCCCUGGGCAUCAGCCAGCCAAUGGCAUCAUUUCGCCUUCGGAGGACAAGUUGGCGCAGCGACUGCAGCAGCUGGUCACAGAGAACCCUGGGAAAUCCAUAUCUGUCUUCCUGAAUCCUGAUGAUGUCACCAGACCGCACUUCCGUAUCGAUGACAAGUUCUACUGAGGAAGUAUAUGCUGCAGACAAGACGUGCGGAAAUGUGUGUGUUUAGCUUACAAACGCACUCUGAAAAUGCUCUGAGACGUCACAUCAGAGGGGACAGAGACUGAUAUCAGGCAGGUGUUUUUCUUUUGAAAACAGCUGUCCUGAAACUGAGCACACUCCUCCUCUUCACCACCCUGAGGCUGAACAAAGCCUUGCUGCUUGACAGACUAUUUAAACCAAAAACACACAUGUCCUACUACUGACAAAUAACGUCCACUUUAGUGGGCAUCGCACAAAAGACAUGAUGUCACCAAGCUGUUGCCACGGAGACGGCCCUCUCCUAACGAGCUGGCCUUAACGAGACUUAUCAGCUGGUGCUACAAAGACAAGGGCCGGCUUUAGUCAUGUGAAAUAAGUCCAAUGGAGAUCAACACGGAGAGUAUGCCUCUGUUAGUGUGUGUGUGUGUGUGUGUGUGUGUGUGUGGGUGUGGGUGUGGGUGUGUGUAUAUGUAUAUGUGUAUAUAUAUAUAUAUGUAUGUGUGUAUGUGCACAUUUCACAUAUUACUUACACUUCUAAAGACAGAGGGAGAAAAGCUCCAUGAUUGCUGCAUUUCUCUCCUUUUUAUUUCAGAUCAGAGUGGCCUAUGGCUGAAUUAGAAAGGAAAAACAAGGUGUGGCUGAUGUAACUGAAUGUAAUGUUUUGAGGAGAACCACCGAGUCUUUGAACAAAGUCUCUUCUCUCUUUCAACUAUAGUUUAGCUCCUUUUUUGACCCCCACGCCUCAAUUAAUGCCAUCUUUAUCACUUUUUUUUUUUAGUCUUUCUCAGGUAUUCAUAAUACUUAUCAUUUUUUAUGUAUAUAAUUCCAUUUUAAGGUCUUUAACUAUAUUUCAAUGCCGCUUACAUUUCAUUAGGUAAAUGAAUGUACCAAAGAGCUAUGUUUGAGCAGUUUUACAAAGAGAAACAUGCAUCUUACAUAUCCCUAAACAUCUUAUUUUGAUGAAUCUACUGAAUCAUGGUCAGAGCGUUAAUUUGCCUUUUCUCCUCCGAAAGGCCCGGUCACACUGGCAUUUAAAAGAGUGAAGUUUAGUGGCACAAUCAGUCCAUGCCAAUGGAAUUGUUGUGAUAAGUGGAUUUCGAUCUUUAUUAUUUUCUGUUACCAACUGACCUAAUGAGCUUUCUAAUUGACAGUAUUCAAGCUCUUAGCAAGCUUGUUUUUUUUCCCCCUUUUCAGUGUUUGUAUUGAGAUUAUGUACAAUCUUGAGAAGAAAAUACCAGGAGGAGUAAGCGGCCUAGUACAGAGCUCAUUGGACUUCCUGACACUGGCCUCUCCUGGCUUGCUAGCCAGCUACAGUAGUUCACCAACUGUGGAUAAUCACUACCAGAGCUACAACAAUUAGUAGACUAAUUAUGUACUAAAAAUUAAUUCCCAACUAUUUUGAUAAUUGAUUUUUUCCUUUUCAAGGAAAAUAUGCUACCUUAUCAAACUAUGAUGAUUUGAUGCUUUUAUUUAGUCAUACAUGAUAGUAAAUCAAAUACUGAUUAAAAACAAGCUAUUUCAAAGGCUCCUGGAUAAAAUAAUGGCCAUUUUUACAGUUUUCUGGACUUUUACAGACAAAAAGUAAACAAUGAAAAAUAUCAGUUGCAGCCCUAAUCACUAGGUCCCCAAGCUUCUAGAACCACUUCUUGCGCAUACAGACACGGAGCCACUUUCUGGUGUGACCUGGCCUUGUGAACCGGUUAAGACUGAAGAGAUGGGGAGGUAAAUGAAUUACAAUGAUUAAUUAUAAGAGAAUAGAAUGGUUUGCUGAUUCUGUGGAUGUAAGAGAGCAUUUGAGAGAUCCUUGAAACUUCAGGUUAGAGUUUUGUUUUCCUACCUGAGCAGACAUUCUGUGUUAUGGUAGGCCCUUUAUAAGGGAUUAAAACAUUUCAAACCCUGUAUGUGGAGAUAUGAGGAAUCAAAUUAGCAGCAGUUUAUCAAGUAAAAAAAGGUCUGGGUUGAGCAAAGAGACAGGUACAGAAUAGCUGUUGAGUCAGGGCCUUUUGGUCUAUUCAUCCACAACUAAGUCAAGGUACUUGACCUUCAAAACAUCCCACAAAGGGUCCAGUAUGUCUAACCUCUUGUUUCACAUCGUGUGAACGUGUCUAUUAACUUUCCGUUGAAGAAAGUUACAGUUUUGUGUGUGUCAUUUGAUUUUCUUGGAGACUUGUUCUGACUCGACUGAUUCUGAUAAUUUUCCUGUCUCCUCUGCUUGGUUGGUCUUUUUUAAUGAGCUCUGUUUUGUGUGUGUGCAUGUGUGCGCGCGCGUGCGUUUGUGUGGGUGCGCACGUGGGUGCGUCAGUUUUGGUGUGUAUUCACUAAGAGAAGAAACAUGCAGCAAGAUGCAAACAGACGCCCAGAUGCUGCCCAUUAAAUUAUCCCCUCAGUGGGUGUGUUUUAGUUGCUGGGCCCUAUCGUUUCUCAACAGACAGAAGCUAUCCACUGGGGGGCGGAGGGAUGGAUGGAGGAUGGAUUGAUAGAGGGAGAUGGGCCCUUCUCUCAUCCUUUUGAAGACAUCUGAAGUGGGAGAAUUGGCCUUGCGGGGCCUGGACAGUUUCCUCCCAUUGGGACUCAUGCUGUUUCUCUCUGCCGAUUUCUUUUUUUUCUCUGCUGAUUUCUUUCUUUCUCUGAUUUUCUCUCCAUCUCAUAGCUCUUUUAUUCCUUCUUCCUCUCUCAUCCCAUCUGCAUUUCUCCACAGAGGGUUGGCAUUUUUACUUCUUUUAGUACUGAAGGUCAAGAGCCACAAAAAAGCUCUACAACUUGGUACUACUCCAGCCUUAUGUUUUACACUGUUAGCAACCACAUCGCUGCAGUGCCACUCAGCUGAUUCGAUUACAAGCUGUACAGCCAGUAAAUGGUGAAGUGGCAACAGCAAGCAUAACCAGACAAGCAGUAACUUUCUCCGCUCCACGUACAUUAGUUUUACUUGCAUUACAUCAAUUAAUUUGAGAUGUAAAGUCAUCCGAACCAUAUCUGAAAACAAACUGAUAGGUUAACUUGGAUUAAAUUGGGUUUACCAAGCACUAAAUUGCUGCUUCCAAUCUUGGUGUAUAGGCAGGGCACAAAACGCUACAAGCACAUGAUCAGUUUCAGUUGAGUUUACAUAAAUAUUAAGGUGAUUGGGGUUAAUUCAGUUGAUCUGUAUGCUACUAGUAGAAUGUUUUUCCUUCAGACAAGUGUAUGAACAUUUUAUGAUACUUGUGUUACACUGUCAGCUCAGCUUCAGUCUGAGUACUGAAUGAUUUUUUUAUAGCAUCUGUCUGUACUGCUGGUGCGCGUGUGUGUGUGUGUGUGUGUGUGUGUGUGUGUGUGUGUGUGUGAGAGAGAGUGAGAGAGUGUGUGUGUGUGAGAGUGAGUGAGUGAGUGAGUGAGAGUACGAAUCGAAACUGGGGAAAAACCAAAGUGUGAUGUUGAGGUGGAACUGAAUGUCUAAGCUGGGUGUGUGUUCAGCUACCAGGUGUCAGAGGAUUGAGUGGUGUUUUCAGCACUUUGUCCAGGAUGGGCCCGAUUGUUGUUAUCCAAACUGUACAAGUGUUAAAAAGUCAUAAGGAAAAUCACAGCAUUUAUUUAUUGGAAAGUAUAGUUAAUGUAAAGGUACUUUCUCACUGCCCUCUUUUGUGUCUGACUGAGAGUGCUGGAAGUGUAAAAUGUGUCAAGUGUGUGUCUCACUUUGUACCUUAAUGGGUCUAGUUAGAGAUUACUAGACACUGGAAACAAUCAAUGUUUUUCUUGAACUGCACACAUGAAAUCGUUGUGGAUAGUCUCAAAUCCUUUAUUUUACAAUGGUGACAGUUUAUAGAUAUGCAAUUAAACCCCCUGUGGAAAGGCCUCUCAUUUACAACGCCUUCUCUAAUUAUACUUCAGUGUAGAUUUACUGUAGUUGUGAAAGGGUCAAUCACUAUCUGUUGUCCAGGGAUCGCAUGAAACACAGACGCCACUCCCAAACAUCAAUAUUCACUCAGCUACUCUGUGGAUAAUUAUUACUGUUUUUUUUGUGCUGAAAAGUUUUGAUGAUUCUAUUGUAGAUUCGUUCAACUGCUGUGGAUAAAUAUCAGACUAAAUACAAUGAAUGUAUCCACUUUAUCUCCUCCAUCUGUUCCCGACUUGAGAACAGUCAGCUCUUAACUUUUCAUCCUGAUGUACUCAAGUGCUAAGAUAAACAUCUGUACUGGAUCACUCCACGGUCUGAGAAAUUGAAUUUCAUAUCUCUUUUAUUAUGUGUGUGUUCCUUUUUUUU